This is a messenger RNA of Seriola aureovittata, 1241 nucleotides long. RefSeq names its product poly(rC)-binding protein 3-like. Gene Ontology annotation, cellular component: nucleus; cytoplasm. The record is from RefSeq and is a predicted model, not a curated record. Gene Ontology annotation, biological process: regulation of gene expression; regulation of RNA metabolic process. Lineage: Eukaryota; Metazoa; Chordata; Actinopteri; Carangiformes; Carangidae. The transcript is spliced from 12 exons. Gene Ontology annotation, molecular function: mRNA binding. The coding region runs from base 1 to 1059 and encodes 352 amino acids.
AUGGAGCCCAUCAAGGUCCAAUCAGAAGGUGGACUGAAUGUGACCCUCACCAUCAGGCUGCUGAUGCACGGCAAGGAGGUUGGAAGCAUCAUAGGAAAGAAAGGAGAGACUGUGAAGAAAAUGCGCGAAGACAGCGGAGCCCGUAUCAACAUCUCAGAGGGGAACUGCCCUGAACGGAUAGUCACCAUCACCGGGCCGACAGAUGCUAUUUUCAAAGCCUUUGCCAUGAUAGCCUACAAGUUUGAGGAGGAUAUAAUCAAUUCCAUGAGCAACAGUCCAGCCACCAGUAAACCCCCUGUAACCCUGAGGCUUGUCGUCCCAGCCAGCCAGUGUGGCUCCCUCAUUGGCAAAGGAGGCUCCAAAAUCAAAGAAAUGAGAGAGUCCACGGGAGCCCAGGUCCAGGUUGCAGGUGACAUGCUCCCCAACUCCACCGAGAGAGCAGUGACGAUCUCAGGGGCCCCAGAAGCCAUCAUCCAGUGUGUCAAACAGAUAUGUGUGGUGAUGCUUGAGUCCCCACCGAAAGGUGCCACCAUUCCCUACCGCCCCAAGCCUGCCUCCACCCCUGUCAUUUUUUCAGGUGGCCAGGUAAGAGCAGACCCACUGGGGGCGUCCACAGCCAACCUCAGCCUCUUACUGCAGCACCAGCCACUGCCUGCUUAUACCAUUCAAGGACAGUACGCCAUCCCUCAUCCAGAUCAGUUGAGCAAGCUCCACCAGUUGGCUAUGCAGCAAACCCCCUUUACCCCCCUCGGACAGACCACCCCUGCCUUCCCCGCAGCAGGUCUGGAUGCCAGUAACCAGGCCAGUACUCAUGAACUCACCAUUCCCAAUGAUCUAAUAGGCUGCAUAAUCGGACGCCAGGGAACCAAAAUCAACGAGAUCCGUCAGAUGUCUGGGGCGCAGAUCAAAAUUGCUAACGCCAUGGAAGGGUCAUCGGAGCGCCAGAUCACCAUCACAGGGACCCCCGCCAACAUCAGCCUGGCCCAGUACCUCAUCAAUGCAAGGUUCAGAGACGUGGCGGCCAUGUGGAACGACCCAUCUUCCAUGACCACAUCCUGAGAUCCCUGACUGGCUCCUCCGUUUGGCCCUUUCCAAUGACUGACUACCGCAGACAACCCUGAUGAAGCCCUUUGGACUCUGGCUCUGGCUCUCCGAAAACCUCGACCACCUUCCCACCCUGGUUCAAAAUUGUUAGUGCAUCAGAGAGGGAUGGGUGCUCACUUUUAUUUCAGAGAGCCAAA